AUGUCUACUGAAGAUGUCAUUGAUAUCAUUGUUAAUGAAAAGGUUGUCUCUAAUGAUGUUCUAUCUAAUAAUAUUGUGCCUGAUGUCACUGUUGUAAAAGAAAAUCCUUUGGUAAAUGCACUUGAUGCCACUGUUGUUUUGAAUGUUAUUGCCAACAGUUCAAAUAUGGAAGAGAAGAAAGAGAAAGAGGAUAAAGUGGGAGAGAAGGAAGUGCAAGAAAAGGUUUCAUCUAAAGAAUGUGUCGCAUCGACUGACACCACUAAAAGGGCAAAGCCAACUCUAGCUCUGGCACAUUGGAAAACUUAUUACUUCAAGAAUAACGUGCUUUUCAUCACUGUUUCACAAUGCCCAAACCUCAAGGGAAUAUUGGAGACCAUGUGGGAAAGUCUUUUUGAAAAGAAGAAACCCGCGUUUCAGAAUGUGGAGGAUGGGCAGAGACAGCUGCAGCAACAACUUCUUAAGCAAGCCAUGCCAAUGUUGGUGAUACUGGAUGAUGUUUGGUCCAGAUCAAGCUUGGAUAAAUUACUAUUUGAGGGUAGAGGAUACAAGACCCUCAUAACAACAAGAGAUAUUUCCAUUAUCCCCAAGAACCCCUAUACUAAACUGUAUGAAUUACCAGUGUUGGGGCAACAAGAUGCAAUGUCUCUUUUCUGCUUCUGGGCAUUCGGACAGACAUCAAUUCCAGAAACCGCAGAUGCAAAUCUAGUUAUGGAGGUGCAAGCAGAAUGUGGAGGGCUGCCGCUUGCUCUUAAGGUGAUUGGAAGCACUAUGCAUGGGGAACCUCGAGUAGCUUGGGAAAGGGCAAAGAAGAGGCUUUCCAAAGGAGAAUCUAUAUCAGAUUAUCACAGAGAAGGGUUACUUGCAUGCUUGGCAAUUAGUAUCGAUUUAUUAGAUGAUACAGUGAGAGAGUGUUUCCUAGACUUAGGGUCAUUUCCAGAGGACAAGAAGAUCUGUGCUGAUGCACUACUGGAUAUUUGGGUUAAUGUGAGGAAAUUAGAGUGGCAAGAUGCCUUUGUCAUCUUACUGGAACUUGCAAGCAGAAACCUUUUGAAUUUAAUUAGCAAUCCAAGGAAUCAAGCAGCCAUCUCUUAUGGAAAUGCCUCGGAGCUGUACUUUUUGCAGCAUGAUGUAAUACGAGACUUAGCUUUGUACUUGGGAUUAAGAGACAGUGCAGCCCAUAGUAAAAGGUUACUCAUGCCUAGGAAAGAAAGUAGUUUACCUCAGAAAUGGAAUUUGGUUACUAAUAAAACAUUUGAUGCUCAAAUCGUCUCUAUUCAUACAGGUCCUAUGAAUGAAACUCAGUGGGAUGAAAUGAAUUUUCCAGAGACAGAGGUUAUGGUGAUAGUAUUUGCUGCAAGCGAAUACUUUCUUCCACCCUUUUUGAAAUCCAUGAAAAAACUGAAAAUUCUCAUGGUAUUCAAUUAUGGUUCAAAAAGGGCCACAUUGAAAGGAAUACAUGCGUUAUCUUUGCUCACUCAGCUAAAAGUUCUCCGUUUGGAGAGGUUAAUUGCACCACCGGUUGAAAUACAGAACAAAGCAAUACAGAACAUAGAGAAGCUCUCUUUAAGCUUAUGUGAAGGGUUUGAAAGUACCUCGACGUUGAUCAGUAACAAGCUACAAGAUUUUAACCUGGAUCACUGCAGUGAUCUGGAGGUGUUGCCUCCUGGAAUCUGUAAUAUUCAAUUCGUUCAGAUGCUGUCUGUUACAAAUUGUCAUCUUAUUCAGAAUUUACCCUCUGAUCUUGGAAGUAUGAGCUAUCUAAGAGUAUUAAGGCUAUCGGCAUUACCAGGCCUCAAGGAACUUCCUUCCUCAAUUGGAAAUCUUGUGUGGCUGGAAUAUCUGGACAUUUCAGUAUGUGAGGGUUUGAAAAAACUUCCAGAGGAAAUAGGAAAAUUGGGGAAAUUGAGUGAAUUUGAUAUGAGGGAGUGUUCUCGUUUGAGGAGGCUUCCUAGAACUGUCUGUGGGUUAGGUUCGUUGAAACGUGUUGUCUGUGAUGAGGAGAUUGGGAAGCAGUGGCUGCGAGCCAAGAGAUUUUCUAUCCCCGACCUUGAAGUAGAGAUUGUGGAAGCAGAGUUUAAUUUGGAUUGGCUUCAUGAUUAA
Messenger RNA from Cryptomeria japonica (Japanese cedar), 2100 nucleotides. RefSeq names its product probable disease resistance protein At4g33300. The record is from RefSeq and is a predicted model, not a curated record. The transcript is spliced from 5 exons. The coding region runs from base 1 to 2100 and encodes 699 amino acids. Gene Ontology annotation, molecular function: ADP binding. NCBI's taxonomy places the organism in Eukaryota, Viridiplantae, Streptophyta, Pinopsida, Cupressales, Cupressaceae. Gene Ontology annotation, biological process: defense response to fungus.